Molecule: messenger RNA, 1353 nt
Organism: Ananas comosus (pineapple)
Lineage: Eukaryota; Viridiplantae; Streptophyta; Magnoliopsida; Poales; Bromeliaceae
Product: serine/threonine-protein phosphatase 4 regulatory subunit 2
Exons: 8
Coding region: 143-940 (265 amino acids)
Biological process (GO): protein dephosphorylation
Cellular component (GO): nucleus; protein phosphatase 4 complex; cytoplasm
Molecular function (GO): protein phosphatase regulator activity
Source: RefSeq, a predicted model, not a curated record
AUUUACGGAUCGGGUUGAUCCAAGGCCAAAGGGUUCGAAACAUCUCCUCCCAAGCCCCGAACUCCUCCUCCACCUCCACCUCCUCCCCGAUUCCCCGUCGAUCUCACACCCUCUCUACUCUCUACGAUCCCCGCAAAAAGUAAUGGAAUCUACAGCUGUUGCAAAUUCAGAGUCUCCAACACUUGCUCCCGACAUGGAGCAGCUCUCAGAAAAUACGGUUCCACAUAAUUCAAAUCAUGAGUAUGAGGAGCACAAAGUUGAUUUCAGUUCUGAAGAAAUAAGAGGCAUAAUGGGGGUGAUAGCUGCUACUGGGAAGUUUUGGCAUGAUUGGAGCUUGCUCAAAAACUUGCUAUCUUCUCGGCUCAAGCAGGUCUUGGCUGAAUACCCUGAAGCCCAAACAGGCGGCGGAGUUGGGUCACAACAGAGUUUGUUAUCAGAUGAAAGUGAAACAUAUUCAGAGUUGGUGAGACGGCUUGAUGAAGCUCUUCUGAGUUUUAUAGAGGGUCCUCCCUUUACACUGCAAAGACUCUGUGAGAUCCUUCUGUCUCCAAAAAGCACGUACUCAAACUUGUCGAAGCUUGCUCUGGCCCUGGAGAAGAAUUUAUUGGUGACUUCUACUCUGACAAAGUGUACUGAUCCUUACCCAACGGCACCAGGACAAAUAACUGACGACACUGAUAAAGAAUCCGAGGGGCCACCAAAUGAGCACUCUAAUCCAGUCCCAAACGGAGUAGAAAAUGCAGGUGGGGAUGGUGAUGAAGAGAUGACCGAUGCCGAGCCUGAUGGAGAUGGUAAUAGCACUAACCCUGACACAGAGAUGCAGGAACAGAAGGACAGUAGCGAAGCAUUAGAUGGCGACUCUGAGAUUGUCUCCAAUUCUGCUCCUCCCACUGAAACUGAUACCACUAGCGAACAAUGUUCAGUUUCCGAGAAACCGUGAGCGAAUAGAGACACACCCAGCUUGACCAAUACCGCGGUUUUCUUCAUGAACUACUGGCCUACAUGGGAACAUAUCUGGUUUCUCUAGCUGUGAUGUUCUACUUGUUUCUUAAUUGAGGGUUUAGCUGUAUAAACGAUAAAAAAUGGCUACUUUGCUGUGAUAUUGGUUUCCCAUCCAUUAAAGCUGUUUUUGGCAUUGUACGAUUAUAAUUCAGGUUCUACAGCUCGGUACUGUGGAAGUCAAAGAUUAGCAGCGUAGUUGAGCUUAUCACUUGUGAUUAAGGCGCUCUUUGUACCUCGUACUGAACCCAGAGCAAGAUGCGUGGGAUAAAAUUUUUUCUGUUCUAAUAUCUUUUCUAUUUGAUGUGUGAAAGAAAAAUCUUUGUAUCAGAAGAUUGAGUCGAUGGUUUUGUA